Molecule: messenger RNA, 1392 nt
Organism: Tetrahymena thermophila SB210
Lineage: Eukaryota; Ciliophora; Oligohymenophorea; Hymenostomatida; Tetrahymenidae
Product: radial spokehead protein
Exons: 7
Biological process (GO): cilium movement involved in cell motility; cilium assembly; axoneme assembly
Cellular component (GO): axoneme; radial spoke
Source: RefSeq, a predicted model, not a curated record
AUGUAAUAAGAUUCUUAAAAGAAGCUCAUUAAUAUCUUGAAAGAGCAUAAGUCUAUUGAUGGUACACCUCUAUUCAAGCAUUUAGUUUAAACAAUACAUAAACUUGUUAACGAACAGUCCAAAUAAUUUAAGGAUUUAGAAUUUUUUGAAUUACUCUCAGAUUUCGUAAAAAAAAAUAACUAUGUCAAUAGAAAGCCACAAUCAGACUCUGAUGUCAAUAAUAUAAAAGAAUAAUUUGGAUAAAAUCACGAAUGGAUUUAAAAAUGCUAAGCUUUAAUAAAGGAGUCCAAGGCUGUUAAAAGCAACUAUUCCAAAGUUCUUUUCCCUGACUUUUAUAAUGAAAAUUAAAUGUUGUAAAUGGCUGGUAUUGGAUUUGGAGAAGAAGAAUCUUAAAGAAUAGCAAUGAGUAUUAAAAAAUUAGCAGAAGAAUCAAAAGCCUCUUAGAUUCGUUUCUGGGGAAAGAUUCUUUGCUCAGGAAAAGAUUAUUAUGUAGCAGAAGGUGUAACUUCCAAUGAAAAUGCAGAUUAAUUACCAAAAGAUGCUGAAAAAAAGGGUGAAGGAGCUAAUUUUUAUACUUUUUGGGUCACACAUGAUGUACUUGGUGAAUGGAUGGAAUUGCCUUUAGUUACCCCCUAAUAAGUUGUAGCAGCUAGAUAAAUAAAGUAUAUUUUUACUGGAGAUUUAAAUGCUAAUGUAAAAUCUUAUCCUCUAUUCAAUGGAAAGGAAAAGCACCUACUAAAAGCACAAAUUGCAAGAAUUUCUUGUGCAUGCGUUCUUUCUCCUAAAGGUUUGUAUUAAGCUUUGGAUGACCCUGAAAAACCCAAUCAAAUUGAGCUGACUGAAGAACCUUUCAAAUUACCAGAAUAUGCUGAACUUAAAGAAUUGACAAAUUGGGUUCAUUUACACACCUUCUUAAAUACUCAGGGAAGAGCCACAUUCUAUAUAGACCCAACUCUUGAUUAGGAAAAAUAGGAUGCUCUUUAAGAAAUAGCCAACUCAGAUGAAAAUCAAUCUGAAAGAUUAAAAGAAAUAACAGAUGAAAAAACUCCUUAUCCAGGUGAUACCGAAAAUGAAGAGCCUAAUCCUAAUUGGUAUGUGAGGGAAUAUGGUGACCUUUAAUAAUUCAAUUAAGAAGAAGGUACUGCUAUAUAUGGAGUAGUUGUACUUCGUAAUAAGACAUGGAAUGGUCACUAUACUGUUUGCAAUAAUUAAAGAUGGUCAAAUAUUUAUAUUGGUUAUGGAUUAAAGACUAACCAAAUUCCAUUUGUUCCUCCUCAACCUGAUGAUUUAUAAGCUGAAGUUGAUGAUACUGAUGAGUUUCCCGAACCUAACCAUAAAGAUCCUCCCCCUAAAGAAGAAAAUGAAGAAAAUGCUUAAGAAGAAUAAGAAUGA